CGCGGCGACGACGUCCCGAGCGAUCGCUUCGACGACCUCCGGAUCGUUGUUGACCCCUCGGCUUCGGCGCGGGACGACGGCGGGACGAUGACGUGCGAUGGCAAUCGCGACCGUCCGAGCGAUCGCGGCUUGCACAUCGUGGUUGCAUGAGCCGAGGUGGCAGCGUGGACGUGGCGACGGACACGCCGUCGAUGCCGGCGGUCGAGACGUUGCCCAUGGCGUUGAUACCGGUCACCGUGCUGCCUGUGACAACGGUGGCCUUGCCGGACGUGUGGUUGGCCACGCACGCGCUGUACGGCGUUGCACAGCGCGUGUGGUCGACGUUGUUCUUGGUGCGGGAAGAGUCAGCACGAG
Saprolegnia parasitica CBS 223.65 is the source of this 354-nucleotide messenger RNA. RefSeq lists its product as hypothetical. Lineage: Eukaryota; Oomycota; Saprolegniomycetes; Saprolegniales; Saprolegniaceae. The record is from RefSeq and is a predicted model, not a curated record. The annotation marks the transcript as partial. The transcript has a single exon.